This is a messenger RNA of Sus scrofa (pig), 5932 nucleotides long. The record is from RefSeq and is a predicted model, not a curated record. NCBI's taxonomy places the organism in Eukaryota, Metazoa, Chordata, Mammalia, Artiodactyla, Suidae.
CCAAAUGUAACCCAUCCUCCAUUGUGGUCUUCGGCUUCUUUGCCAAGAGUGCUUCAGUGGAAAGCACUUCAAGCCCCUGGUCUCUGAAGAUGGAAGCACCCUCACCUGCAGACAACUGGUCCCACUGCACAAUAUUCUGAGGAGAUUGUUCCUAGACCUGUCUUGAGGCAAAGCGCUGGAGAAGUGGCCUUUUCAGCAUUUCCAUAUCUUUCCACCUGCGAAUGUUUUGGGAGCCAAUGAAGGAUCUUUGUUGAUACCAUUUGAAGGUAUAUAAUCAAGAUUUUGAUGUGAUUUCUCAACAUAACACCGAUGAGAAAAGGAAUUGGGCAGGAGGAAGAGGAGGAGGAAAUGGCAGAUUCCAAGGGACUGUUGACAUUCCAGGAUGUGGCCAUUGAUUUCUCUCAAGAGGAGUGGGAAUGCCUGGACCUAGGUCACCGGAAAUUGUACAGGGAUGUGAUGUUGGAGACCUAUGGGAACCUGGUCUCCUUGGGUCUUGUUGACUCUAAGCCAGACGUGGUCAUCUUUUUGGAGCAAAUGAAGGAUCCCUGGAGUGUGACCAGAGUGGAGGCAAGAGCCAUGCACCCAGCUGUCUCCUUGCAGGACAGCGAGAUUUUGAGGCGAAAGGAGCCCAGCAUGGAAGAUGUAUUCCCAAAAGGGCAUCUGGCAAAAUACGAAAGAUUUCAACUUGGAAAUGUAUAUUUAAUGAACCCCUGGGAGUACACAAGGGGACAUGCAGGGCAGAAACAAUGCCAUGGUGGACUUUACCCAAAUGAGACAGUUUCUGGUAACACAAACAGUACUGUGCUUAGAAAUCAAGGAUAUGACUCAACUUUGGCAAGUCACCAGUAUAAGUCAUCAACAUUCGCAAAAACCUAUGUUUGUCAACAAAGACCCACAUCAAGUUUUGAAACAUACAAGUUCUCUAAGCGGAAAUUGGAACGUCUGGAAAGUCACCUAGACUCUAUUGCAAACACUCCUUCAAACCAUUGUGAACGUAAGCCUCCCUUAAAGGUUCACUCAAAUGUGUCUGAAAAACAGGAAUGGAACAAGGAAGAACAAACAUCACAGUAUAAUGAAGGUGAGGGAUCCUUUGGAACGGGUCUAUUAGUCUUCAACCAACCGAUAUUUUCUGCAUGUUCCAAAGAGCAUAAUCAAAGGGGAUUUACCCAACCAAUAGUGUGUAAUACCUAUGGCGGAAGAGGUAAUGUGGGAGAGCUUGGGCUGUGUAUAAAAACAAGUGACGUCUUAACCAAGAGCUCUGCUUCCAAUAGAGACAAUUGUAAGUAUAAUGGAAGGGGAAGAGAUUCACGCAAUGCAUCUGGGCAUGAUGUUGACCAAGACUCAAGGCUUAUGAGCCAUCCGGGACCCCAGGUUUCAGAGCCCAAUUGUCGAAGUACGAAACGAAGGAGUGUCUCUUAUCAAAGUUCAGAUCUUAUUGUAGGUAAGUGUUUUCAGGUUGGAGAAAAGACUCCUAGGGAAUAUAGUAACAUGUUUAACAGGUCAUUAAAACUUGGUGAACAUCAGAGAGUUCACAGUAGGCAGAAACAUUAUGAAUAUAAUAAAUGUGGGAUAGUUUUGAAUGAGUCACCUGCUCUAGGUAGACAUAUGAAAAUCCACACUGGAGGGAAAGCAUCCAAGUGUAGAGAAUGUGGCAAAGCCUUUAAACAUAGCUCCCUCCUUACUCAACAUCAGAGAAUUCAUACUGGAGAGAAACCUUAUACAUGUGAAGAAUGUGGAAAAGCCUUUAAACAGAGAUCACAUCUGAGUGUACAUCAGCGAAUUCAUACUGGAGAGAAACCUUAUACAUGUGAAGAAUGUGGAAAAGCCUUUAAACAGAGAUCACAUCUGAGUGUACAUCAGCGAAUUCACACUGGAGAGAAACCUUAUCAAUGUGAGGCUUGUGGAAAAGCCUUUAAACGGAGAUCACAUCUUAGUAGACAUCAGCGAAUUCAUACUGGGGAGACACCCUAUCAAUGUAAGGAAUGUGGAAAAGUCUUUAAUUGGAGCUCACAUCUUAAACAACAUCAGAAAAUUCAUACUGGAGUGAAGGUUUACAAAUGUACAGAAUGUGGCAAAGCCUUCCUUUACAGGUCAAGCCUGAUUCAGCAUAAGCGAAUUCAUACUGGAGAGAAACCUUAUCAAUGUGAGGCUUGUGGAAAAGCCUUUAAUUGGAAGUCAAGUCUUACUCAACAUCAGCAAAUUCAUACUGGAGUGAAGGUUUACAAAUGUACAGAAUGUGGCAAAGCCUUCUUUUACAGGUCAACUCUGAGUCAACAUAAGCGAAUUCAUACUGGAGAGAAACAUCAAUGUAAGGAAUGUGGAAAAGCCUUUAAUCGUUACUCAAAUCUUGCUCGACAUCAGCAUAUUCAUUCUGGAGAGAUACCAUAUCAGUGUAAGGAAUGUGGAAGAACAUUUAAUCAGAGCUCAAGUCUUAAAAAACAUCAGCUAAUUCAUACUGGGUUGAAGCUGUACCAAUGUAUAGAAUGUGGCAAACCUUUCAAUUCCAGGUCAAGUCUUACUCGACAUCAUCAAAUUCAUACUGGAGAAAAACCUUAUAAAUGUGGAGAAUGUGGAAAAGCCUUUAAACAGAGAUCACAUCUUAGUGCACAUCAGCGAAUUCAUACUGGAGAGAAACCUUAUCAAUGUAAGGAAUGUGGAAAAGCCUUUAAUAUGAGCUCAAGUCUUAAGGAACAUCAGCAAAUUCAUACUGGAGUGAAGCUUUACAAAUGUAUAGAAUGUGGCAAUGCCUUCAUUUCAAGGUCAACUCUGACUCGACAUCAGCGAAUUCAUACUGGAGAGAAACCUUAUCAAUGUGAGGCAUGUGGAAAAGCCUUUAAACAGAAGUCAAGUCUUAAUCAACAUCAGGAAAUUCAUACUGGAGUGUAACUUUACAAAUGUACAGAAUGUGGUAAAGCUAUGAAUUCCAGGUCAACUCUGCCUUGGCAUCAGCAAAUUCAUACUGGAGAAAAAACUUAUACAUGUGAACAUGUGGAAAAGCCUUUAAACAGAGAUCACAUCUUAGUGGACAUCAGCGAAUUCAUUCUGGAGGCAAACCAUAUCAAUGCAUGGAAUGUGGAAAAGCCUUUCAUCAGAGCUCAAGUCUCAGUUUACAUCAGCAAAUUCACAGUGGAUCAAAACUAUACAAAUGUACAGAAUGUGGCAAAGCUUUCAAUUCCAGGUCAAAAGUUACUCAACAUCAGCGAAUUCACACUGGAGAAAAACCUUAUACAUGUGAAGAAUGUGGAAAAGGUUUUUAAUGGGGAUCACAACUUAAGGUACAUGAGCAAAUUCAUCCCAGAGGGUAACCUCAUCAAUAUACGGAAUAUGGAAAAUCCUUGAAUGAGUGCUGAAGUCUUAGUUUCCAUCAGUGAAUUCAUAGUGGAUUGAAACUUAGCACAUGGACAGCUUUUGUCCAAGCCAUUAAUUAUGGGUAAUACUUACCCAGCAUCUGUGAAUACAUACCAGAAAGAAACCAUCUCAGUGUAAAGAAAGUGGGAAAGCCUUUCAAUGGAGAUCACAUCUUAGUGUACAUCUUCCAAUUCACACUGGAGAGAAGGCUUAAAUAUGCAAGGAAUGUGGAAAAGCCUUUCAUCAGAAUGCAUGUCUUAGUAAAUAUCAGCAAGUUCAUACUGGAAUGAAACAUUAUGUAUGUACAAAAUGUGGCAAAGCUUUCAAUUCCAGGUCAACACUUACUCACCAUCAGGGAAUGCAUAGUGGAGGGCAUACUUUUCAAUGUAAGGAAUGAGGAAAAGCCUUUACUCAGAGCUCAAAUCUUACUAUACCUCAGCGAGUUCACACUGGAGAGAAACCCUGUCACUCAAGGAAUGUGGCAAAGCCUUUCAAGGGCACUCAAGUCUUCAUGUAGUGCAGCAGGUUCAUAGUGGAAGGAAAUCUAGUAAAUGUAAGGAAUGUGGGAAAGCCCUUCAUCUGAGAUCAAACCUUAGAAACCAUCAGCAUAUGGAUACAGGAAUGAAACCUCACAUGUGUGCCGAAGGUGGCAAAGCUUUCCAUUACAGGGCAAUGCUUACACCACAUCAGGUAAUUCUUACUGGAGAGAAUCCUUUUCAGUGUAAGCAAAGAGGACAAUCUUUUCAUCAGAGCUCCACUCCCAGUAUACAUCAGCAAAUAUGCACUGGAAAGAAAUGGUAAAAAUGUAAAGAAUGUGGCAAAUCUUUCUGUUGGCUGCAGGCUUACUCAACAUUAGAGGGUUCAUACUUCAGAGAAAACCUAUCCAUGUACAUACAGAAUGUGGCAAAGCCUCGUAACCUCUUCCCAACCUUACCAAACAUCAGCAGAUUCACACUGGAGAGAAAGAUUAAUAAUACAUAGUAUUUGGCAAAACCUUUACACACCGACCCAUUCUGACUACACAUUGGCAAAUUCAUACUGCAAAAAAACCAUAUGAAAGAGCAGUAUGUGGUGAAGGCUUUCUCAAGUCCUCACAUCUUACAUGACAGGAGAUAUCAGAGAAUUCACAUGGCAGAGAAGCCAUAUAUUCAGAGAUUGUGGCACAAUUUGGAAGAUUGUUCUUAGCUUACUUGACAUCCAUGAAUUCAUACUGAAGAGAAACCUUCACAAUGUAAGGAGAGUGCUUGAAGCCUUUAUCUGUCAUUCAAGCUUAAUUUACCACCAGAGAAUUCAUCGUGUGAAAAUAUCAUACACAUGUAAAGAAUGUGGAAAGCCUUUUCAUAGACUUUCAGAUCUUAUUCCACAUCACAAAAUUCAAACUGCAUAGAAGCCUUACAAAUGGACCUAAUGUAGUAAGGCUUUUCAUUGUGCUUCCAAAGGUUCCCCACAUGAGCAAACUCACCCUGGAGAGAAAACGUUCAGAGGUAAGGAAUAUGCCAAAGCCAUUAAUCAGAGCUCUGACCUAGCUGGACACCAGAGAAUACAUACUGGAGAGAAUCCCUACAAAUGUAGUAAGUGAGGAACAUGGUUUCUCCAAAAGAGAUAGUGAUGAACACACCAGGGAGUUCACCCUGGAAAGUUACUUGAGUGAUGUAAAAAUAUAGGAAAAUACUUAAUGAAAAGUCCAAUCUAAAGGAAUUUAUCCUGGAAAGCCCUCAGUCCAUAACUCAUUUCUGGACUCGCUCUAAAGCAGAAGAGCAUAGAAAGCAGUCAGUAGUGCAAAGACCUAGAAAUUGCUGUUUGCAGAGAUCACAAGAUAAAAGGGGUGAUAUCUGGAUGGGAACAAGAACUAUCGAUGCAUCCUCAUUGAUGUCAACAUUAAUUGAGUUUCCUUGAAGGCCCAAAGGAGUGCAAUGGAGCUCUCAAUGUUCGGCAUGCUAUGCUUCUUGUUCCAUGUGUGGGUGAUUGUAUGGUUUGGAUGGUUCCUGCCUCAAAGAUAAGAGAAGCCCUUCUCCAUGAGGUGGGCAUCAUUUCCCUUCACUUCCCCAUGAGAUGACUCAGGACGCCACCGUGAACAUGGACAUCGAGGUGUCUGUCAUUGAUUCCCAACACCCCCGUCAGUCACCAUGAUGUGUGUUCAGGAACUGCCAUUCCCUGUGGUCAGGUUGGCAGUGGUGGGUUUCCAGCGUUCAGUAGUUCUGUGCCCUGCUUCCUAAGCAUGAGUUGGUGACAGUUCAUUCAGAUCCUGAUGUGUCUUUCCAAUAGCAGCAGCCAGAGGUCGUGAGUGUUUGUGGACACGGUUGAAAUGAAGACAUCUUCAGUGAUAGCCAAGAACUGUGUAGGUGUCCCUUCCUGGAAAAGUCCUAAUUAAAUAGCUCCAUGUGAACUAAAGGAUUAGCCUCUGUUUGGUCAGCCACUGAGAUCACAAUCCUCCGAUGGUUAUAUGAGAGGCGGAGAAUGUUUCUGAAGGUUUGUUGUCAGGAUUUUGAUCAAGGAUCACACAGUGGUUUGUAACAGGUUUUUUUUUUUUUAAACUCUAUGUUUAAUUAAGACAUGUUAGUUAAUAAAGCAUGGUGGUUUUUAA